Messenger RNA from Mercenaria mercenaria, 4877 nucleotides. RefSeq names its product alpha-(1,3)-fucosyltransferase C-like. The transcript is spliced from 2 exons. The record is from RefSeq and is a predicted model, not a curated record. The coding region runs from base 3689 to 4726 and encodes 345 amino acids. NCBI's taxonomy places the organism in Eukaryota, Metazoa, Mollusca, Bivalvia, Venerida, Veneridae. Gene Ontology annotation, molecular function: alpha-(1->3)-fucosyltransferase activity. Gene Ontology annotation, cellular component: membrane.
CAUGCGUAACUGGAUAAUAAUUUUCAGAUACAACGUUCUUGUUUUUACUAAAAUGUCAUUUUCUGAACUAUUUGCGAACGAAUAACGGCUUCUUUCUUAAAAUGGCAAUAAUUUAUGUCAAGUUCCUUUGUAACUAACUGGCCAAACAUGAACAAAAAAUAUUUGAAAAUAUAUCUUUUUGGUGUGUGGAUUCUAGUGGUAGCAUUUGGAAAUAACUUGCUGAUUCAAUAUUUUGGAAAAUGUAUUGGUUUACAUAAAAAGGAGACGUCUACAUCAAGCAGUUCUUACAUGAAUAAAGGCAAUACAACUCAGAGAGAACUAAAUUUAAAAUACUUUAGAAUCACAUGGUAUAAUGUACCACAAAUUUUAAAUCUCAGACCGGAAGCUUUGUACAGUGGAUUCGAGAGAUGCAACUACAGCAACUGCAAAAUGUCCUUCAACAAAGUCGAUGCAGGAUACAGUGAUGCCAUUAUUUUUCACGCUGGUUAUAAAUUUCCGCGUAAAUUGAGUUUUAAACGACCAAAUGGCCAAGUAUGGAUAUUUUAUGACCAUGAACCACCAUACAGAUAUAAAACGAUGCGUCAUAGAUCGCUUCCAAACAACUCUUUUAAUUGGACAAUGACAUAUGAUGCAAAUGUUUCUGACAUACAUUUACCAUACGGUGAGAUUACCAAUAAAUCAUACAAGGUAAACAGCAGUGAGGAUGUUCUUAUGCGAAGUAAAAACAGAACAGCGCUUUUGAUAAUGUCUCAUUGUAAUACUCCAGCUGAUAGGCUUAGGUAUGUAAAUCAGCUUAAAAAGUUUAUUGACGUUGACAUUCUUGGUAGAUGUGGUACUAAUUGGUCCUGUGGAAUCUUACAUAAGCACGACAAUUGUUUUGAAAUAUUAAAUCGAUACAAAUUCUUCUUAGCGUUCGAAAAUUCGUUUUGUAAUAACUAUUUUACAGAAAAAGUGUUUGACAAUUUUGAUUAUGAUACAGUGUUGGUAACGCGAGGAGGAAACAAAGGGCAGAUAAAUCAAAUACUGCCAGAUGGAACGUUUAUAUCAACAGAUAACUUUAGAAAUGCUAAAGAGCUUGGAUUAUAUUUGAAAUCAAUUAAAGAUGAAACGUAUUUAAAUAUAAUAAGACGGAAACAAAAGUUUACAUCAUUUAAAAGUUAUGAAUCAGUAUAUCAAAAAGCUAUGUGUGAGAUUUGCAAAAGAAUGAAUAAUGCACAUAUCUUUAAAAAAACUAUCAAAAAUAUUAAUACAUGGGCAUUUUCCUCCAAUCCGUGUAUACCACCUGGGGACUUUUAAUGUGCAUUGUUUUCGACACGGUCUAUAUUGCCACUAUGCAUUCUCCAAUCUGUCAUUGGUUCAUUAUGUCUAAAUCAUUAUUUCAUCAUGACCAAUAUUUAUUGCUCGUUGACAUGUCAUUUCAACACACGUGCCCUUGUAUUUGAAGAUAACGUAGUUUUAAAAGCUGUGUCACUUAUCAAAUCCAAGAAAAGAUUGUUAUUUAAAUUAUUAGCAUACACACUUAAGCCUUACUAGAACACAAAUAAUCCACGAGAAACAGUUGAAAAAAUCAUUAUAAUUUGUUGAAAUAUAAUAUUUGCAUGGAAAAUUAAAUUAAUGCAAUAUUCUGGUAUUAUCCCUUCUAAACAGUUUAUACUGUUUUGAUGUAGAUUGUAUAGCUAAUUUCACUCUUCACAUCUGAAAUCUAACGCAAUGAGAUUAUAAGCCAAAAGUUCAAUUUUGCUUUAGAUUCCUAGCGUCAAGCAAGGGAGCUACUAAUACAAUUUCUAAUGUUUAGAUAUGAAUCGCGCAGAGGUCGAACAAAAUACCUCUUGCAAUGGUCACAGACGCUUUACUACUAUGCUACAUGCACGACUCAUUUGAUAUGAACUUAAAUUAUACAAAUACGUUAAGCUGUACCAAGAUAAAAGCCCUUGUGUUAAAUAAUCAAACGGAUUUGUAGUCAAAUGAAGAGAAUAUAUAUAUUUUGAAACAUUUAUUUCUUCGAUUGAACAGACACCGACACGAUUAUUUCAUAAGGCGAAGUUCCAGCUGUGAUGGUGGAGGAAGACCCUAAGUGCCUCUUCGUGAUGAAAUAAAGCAUGGAGGAUACGACCACCGACGUUCCGUAAGCCAGUUGGAUUGCUUCUUUACAUGAAUAAUUCAAAGCCGUAAGUGAGGUUCGAACCCACAUCUGCGGGGUCAAAUGAUAUAUGGCAAAUAAAUGCUGAAAGUUGAACAUGACCAGUUUGCUUUACCUCAGCCUAUUUGUAAACGGUGCGAAAGCUAAAAAUAUUUAGGUUUUGACAACUUACAAAAAUGUUGAAUUCCCUUACUUUAUUUAGAUCUAUUCAUAGUAACUGUUAUGUUUGUAAUUGGGGCAUAUAUUAGGUACAACUGAAAAAAGAGCAUGCAGUAAAAGACAUGUGUGUGCAUACCAAACAUAAAGGGUCGAGCAGCAUUUUUUUGAGUACGUAUUUUUUUUUUCUUUUUUUUUCUUUUUGGAACUGUUUCACAAACAUGGAAUAACCGGGUAUUUUUUUCAUCUCAACAUAUCCAAUAAUAAUAACAUACAUUGACAUUUGAGUAUGAAACAAUAUAUGAGUUAUUCAUUUAUACAUCUGAGCAUCACCUUCUUUGUUACAUAGUGUUUUAUUUUCAUUGUGUAACCAUGUAGUAUAGAUAUUAUAUAAAUCAGAAAAAAAUGUUAUUUCGAUAUAAAAGAAAAUUCAUAUAGUUUUAUUCCUUUCGUAGAUUUGUUUCAAAUUACAUACAUUUUGUAUAUGACAGGAUCAAUUUAUGCUAGAAAUAUUGCACAAAUAAAACAAUGUGUCACCGAUUGUUGUUUUGUGAAAAAUUUGUUUUGAACACACCCACAGUUGCUGAAACUGCUAGCGAUUUUUCAACAUUUUCAUAAUUUUCUGCUUUUUUAUAAAUACAAACCAAAGUAUGAAUCAAGACAGCACAAUAAGUUUAUUCUUUAUACUAACUUUAUUAUGGACUUAUUUGAUAUCAGAGUUAUAUUUGUAAUACUAUAUCAUUACAAUAAUGGGUAUAAUUGAAAAAAUCCUGUUUCAUAUUCAUUUUUAUUAACUUUUUUCAAUGAAAUAUAGACGUAGUAAAGACUAUUUUUUUAUUUGAAAAAAAAAGUACUGUUUCAUUGUUUCUGUUUUCCUUAUGUACAGAUAAUGUUAUUGUGAACAUUAAAAUGGCCAAAAAUGUAUGGGUCACCAGGCUAAAUUGUAUGCUAAGAUGGCUUAAAUAUAAUGCCGGUUUGGAUGAAAACAUGGCCCGAAUCUGACCAAAUUGAUUAUAUCUGAUAGAAGUUAAAAAUUUGUUAAUCAUUUCUAUAAUUAAACACUAAAUGAUCUGAAAGGAGAUAUUGUCUUAUCAAUAAAAAGUAAGUUGUCUAACAUUAAAGAGUUUGAGAUUUCAACCUUCGCCUUCCCCAAUCAACGUCGCUUGCGAAGUUAACGUAUGAAGUUGAAGUUCAAUUAAAAUUCCUUGAGAUUUCAAACUUUACAAUGAACCUUACUUCAUUUAAUCCCCCCUUUCAAUUUAUCCGUAAUUAUGAUCGUUUUUUCGUGCAUUUUAACAUCAACGGUAUAAAACGGUAUUGUAAUGCUUGAAUAUUUUGACCUUAAAAUAAUCACUUCGUAAAUUUAGCAAACUUUAUAACUUUACAUGAAAUAUGGAAAAAUUCAUUGAAUAUUCCGCAGAUAUUGACGACGAUCUGUUAUUGCUAUUGCAUUGUGAAAAAACAAGUAAAGGAUUAUUUUCAAAGGACUUCAAUUUAGAUACAUUUGGACAAGAUGAGUGUUCUAGUUUAUUUCGAUUUGCCAACGACGAUUUACACCAUUUGAGUUCUGAAUUACACAUUCCUGAAAAAUUUGUUGCCUCCAAUGGGACGGCAGUGAGUGGGAUAGAAGCUCUCUGCGUAAUGUUAAAGCGAUUGUCGUACCCAAAUAGACUACAGGAACUGAGAGAUUUUUACCAAAGGCCAGUAUCUGAGAUAAGCUAUAUUUCGAAUUCAUUGACUGACUUCCUAUAUGACAAUUAUGGUCAUCUUCUCUCUGAAUUAGACAGAAGCUGGUUGUCUGAAGACAACCUCCAUGAAUUUGCAAAUGCCAUUUUCAACGCAGGUUCACCAUUAACUAACUGUUGGGGAUUCAUUGAUGGAACUGUAAGACCAAUAUGUAGGCCCUUCGUGAAUCAAAGGGAAGUAUUCAAUGGACAUAAACGUGUGCAUAGUCUAAAGUUCCAAUCCAUAGUUACACCAAAUGGCUUAAUUGCUAAUAUGUUUGGUCCAGUUGAAGGGAGGCGGCACGAUGCCGGUAUGCUGAGGGAAACUGGACUUUUAGAUACAUUGCGUCAGAAGAUGACAAUGGCUGACGGUACUAUAUACUCAUUAUAUGGUGACCCAGCCUACCCUAUCCACCCUCAUUUGAUUGGACCAUUCAGAGGACACCGUCUCUCAAACGAAGAACAGGUAUUCAACACGAAGAUGUCGUCUGUGAGAGUUUCUGUUGAACUUCUCUUUAACAAGAUUGUUAGAAACUUCGCAUUUGUUGAUUUUUGCAAGAAUCAAAAGUUGUGUUUACAGCCAGUUGGCAAAUAUUAUGUUGUUGCAGCUAUGCUAUCUAACUGCCACACUUGUUUGUAUGGUAAUCAAGUUGCCGAAAUGUUCGAACUUCAACCGCCAAAUCUUCGGGAGUACCUUCAUGGAUGAAUUUUUGAAAGGAAAACAUAGAACUAUGAGCUUUAAUAAACUUUACUGUUGACAUGUACACUUGCGUAAAACAUGAAAAGAAAAUCUAAAAUUGUUUAAUAUAUUGAAAUAAGAAAGUUGGAAAAGGACUACAGUAAUGUAUGAUUAAAAA